AUGCCGAAGCGCAAGCUCUCCGAGCUCCACGGUCAAUCGAGACUCGACACUCGCAAAUUGUCAAUCAAAGCUGUGCGACUUACCACCAAGUUUGAACAAGGAGUGCAGAUCCUCGCGAAGGGGCUCAAGACAGCUCGUGGAUUUGAGAGGCAAAAGUUGAGUCGUCGUGAGAAGACAGCAAAGACAGAGAACAAUGCGGCGACUCUGGAACGACUUGCAGAGGAGGUAGAAGCCUUAAAGGCAAUCGAUUAUCCAGUUACCGCAGAGCGAUAUUUGUUCAAGCAACUAGUCAAGACGAAGCGUAUCGCUGAAACACCGACUUUUAAGGAAUUUCAAGAAGCGAAGAAUGUCCGUCUCGAUGGUCCAAAGAGCGCGGCGGAGUCCAAUGUAUACGGCCGUCUUUUCAAAUCAACGCCCGUGAAGAACGUGAUGCCCGACAUCAUGACUGGUAUUCGGAAGUUACUGGGUGUUGACGACCUCCCCGCGAGCAAACCAGGAAAAUCGAGUGCGCAGAAGGAAGUCGCAAAGAAGGAAAAGCCCGUUGUACCGAAACCGGACAGGUCCUCGGAAUCAGAGAAUGAACAAUUGACGGCCAAGAAACGGAAAAAGUCGACUACGGGCGAGGAGUCAGGUUCAGAUCCCGAAGACGGAAGUGUCCAGCAUGUUUCCGGGGAUGAGGAUUUGGAUAGUGACGAUUUCGCCCAAUUCGACUCACGCCUAGCCCCGGGCACAGAUGACGAGGACGAGCAAGACGAAGACGGAGAAGCAGAUGGGGAAACAGGAGUAUCAGGGUCCGAAUCAGAAUCCGAAUCCGCCUACGGAAAUAGACGUCGGCGAGACCUGGCAGAUGAUAUUUCCGACUCAGUAUCCCGCUCCCCGUCUCCAGACUUUUCCGCCGAGGACUCGCCCCCUCCCAAAAAGGUCAAGGGAGAAAAGACUUCUAAGGAUCCCGUGCAAAGUACGACUUUCCUCCCGUCCCUGAUGAUGGGUGGAUAUUGGUCUGGUUCCGAAGAGGAAGCCACGGAUGACGAUGCAGCUGCUCCACCCAAGCGGAAAAACCGCAUGGGCCAACAGGCUCGUCGGGCUCUCUGGGAGAAAAAAUAUGGUGCGAAAGCAAACCACAUCCAGGAAGAGCAAAGAAAGCAGAAAUACAGCCGUGACAGCGGCUGGGACACACGCAAGGGUGCGACAGGAGGGCCUGGCGGUCGCGGAGGCGGCAGAGGUGGACGUGGUGGCUUUGGAGCAGGCCGUCCUUUCAAUCCUCACGACCAGCACUACGGCGGCGACACUGCUAGACCGAGUCACUCAAACAAGCCCAGGGGUCCCCCUAAAGAUACUGGCCCACUGCAUCCGUCAUGGGAGGCCAAGAAGAAGCUCAAGGAACAAGCAUCUACGGCAACGUUCCAGGGAAAGAAGGUCGUGUUCGAUUAG
Penicillium oxalicum is the source of this 1431-nucleotide messenger RNA. RefSeq names its product BUD22 family protein. Gene Ontology annotation, biological process: maturation of SSU-rRNA. Lineage: Eukaryota; Fungi; Ascomycota; Eurotiomycetes; Eurotiales; Aspergillaceae. The coding region runs from base 1 to 1431 and encodes 476 amino acids. The record is from RefSeq and is a predicted model, not a curated record. Gene Ontology annotation, cellular component: nucleus; 90S preribosome. The transcript is spliced from 2 exons.